CAACAUGUCUUCCUAUCUGGUCGGGCCGGACCGCUGAGAUCCGCUUCUGGGUCUGAAAGACAGGAAGCAGCAACCAGCUCCGUCGCUGUGCUGGACUUCAACGGAUGAAGGGUUUCUCUGAUGCAUGUUAAUAACCUGUGAUGCAAUCUGGGCUGUUUUCCUGCUAACUGACCCGUUCCUGUCCAGCAUUCAGCUGAAAUGCUGGGUUGUGAUCCACCGGAGCAGCGGAGGAUCCUCGCUGAGCCGAUCCAAGCUUCUUAUGCUGGAGCUGCAGCAGACGGCUGCAAGCUAAAAUGGCCCCUUUCAUUCAGAGGCGGCCAUGUUUGAUGCAUGGAGGAGAAAUAAGGAGAACACCUGGAGAACCAAACACCUGGAGAACCAAACACCAUCCAUCCAUCCAUCGUGUUGCAGUCUUUUCUUCCUCUCAGAUCUCUGCAGGCUCACAUGCGUCGUUCUGCAUGUCGACCUCCACAACAUCCAGCAAUGUGUUGGACAACUUGAAGAUGGGGCCCAGAGGGGUCCAGUGUGUACUUGCAGGGUCCGGCCGAGUCCCGUGGCGGCUCAUCAAGGCCCAGGUGGCCGUGGCGAUGGCCGUCAUCAGAAGCAGACCCCCUGGCGUGAGCGGCCGACAGCACGGUGAGGCUUUGGGCCGCACACUGAGGCGGCAGGACGGCGUGUGGCGGGAAAGGGCCCAGGCGCUGCAGGAGGAGGUGCUCCGGCUGCGGCAGGAGCUGCUGGUCUCCAGGGCGACGGCCAACACAAACAGCAGCAGGGAGACGGCAGACGAAGCCAUCAUGGAGGAUCUGUCUCAGGAUCUGUUUGGACCAGGAAGUCCAGCUUUUGGCGCCGAUCCUCCCCCAGACUGUGACUCAGAGACUCCUGACUUCCUGCUGCAGGACCCUCCUUUUCCUUUUCCUCUUCCUCUUCCUCUUCCUCUCCCUCCUCCUCCUCCUCCCUCCAGACUCCAGAGCGAUUCCUGGAGCGACUCGUUGCUUCCUCACAUGCGGUUCCUGCAGUCUCUAUGUUCCCUGCAGCGCCUCGACGGCAGCAGCGUGGCUCUGGCCCCAGAGGGCCACGGCGGCUCAGCGGCUUCAGAAACCAUCUUCCUGCUCCUGGACAGCGUGGCGGCGGCCUGCGGGGCCCCCCCGCCGCCGGGGCUCCCAGACUUGCUGCCCCAGGCCUGCCGGGUGGCGUCCCGGGCCUUGGACCUCCUGUGCUCCGGGCGGCCGUCCGCAGACCUGCAGAGAUGCGUGGAGGAGGCGCUGAGGGAGCUGACCCGGACGCUGCUGCACAGCCAGCGGCCCGGCAGGGCUGCAGAGAAGUUGACGGAGUCCCUGGUGGCUCUGGGGAGCAGCAGCGUAUCAAAGUCCUUCCUCGUGUGUCUCAUCCUGUCGGAGAUCGGCUCUCUGGCUGAGCAGCUCUGGCAGACCUCCCAGGUGCAGGAGAGCUCAGCGCUCCGGACCUUUCCCCUGGACCAGUACCAGAACUCCUGCCACCUGCUGUGGGUUCUGGAGAGCCUCCUGCCGGGUCUGGACUCGGCUCAGCGGAGGCCAGAGCUGGAGGCGGCACAGACGGCUUUCCUGCAUCGCUUGGAGCUCCGCGUCUUCUUGCUGUGGGACGAGUUUCCUCUGUUCUCCAUCUUGAUGUGGCGCAUCGGAAAGCUGCUGUUUUAGAAAACGGAUUAAAUUCACCAAUCUGC
This is a messenger RNA of Gambusia affinis (western mosquitofish), 1699 nucleotides long. It is a transcript of the gene mei4, whose product is annotated as meiosis-specific, MEI4 homolog (S. cerevisiae). NCBI's taxonomy places the organism in Eukaryota, Metazoa, Chordata, Actinopteri, Cyprinodontiformes, Poeciliidae. Bases 294 to 1673 code for a protein of 459 amino acids. Gene Ontology annotation, cellular component: lateral element. Gene Ontology annotation, biological process: oogenesis; homologous chromosome pairing at meiosis; DNA recombination. The record is from RefSeq and is a predicted model, not a curated record. The transcript has 10 exons.